Kogia breviceps (pygmy sperm whale) is the source of this 5175-nucleotide messenger RNA. It is a transcript of the gene FAM117B, whose product is annotated as family with sequence similarity 117 member B. Lineage: Eukaryota; Metazoa; Chordata; Mammalia; Artiodactyla; Physeteridae. The record is from RefSeq and is a predicted model, not a curated record.
GCGGCGGCGGCGGCUGCACCACCUCGUUGCUGCCGGUCGCGGCCCGGGCGCCCCCCGCACCCCGGACUCCGGCUUCGUCACCCGGUCGCGGGGGCCCUCCAUCCGGUCUCGAGAAUCCUUCCCCUGCAACCCAACAACAACAAAACCUCACAUCUCGCCCAGUCACCGGGGAGGGGGGGGACCAUGUCCCAGCGGGUGAGGCGCAAUGGGUCCCCCACGCCGGCCGGCUCCCUCGGGGGCGGUGCGGUCGCCACGGCCGGGGGAUCCGGGAGCCGCCUGCAGCCCAUGAGGGCGACGGUUCCGUUCCAGCUGAAGCAGCAGCAGCAGCAACAUGGCAGCCCCACGCGGAGCAACGGCGGCGGCGGCGGCAACAACGGCGGCUGCUGUGGUGGCGCCUCAGGCCCCUCGGGCGGCGGCGGCAGCAGCGGGGCCCCGCGCACCGCCUCGCGCAGCACAAGCCCCACGCGGGGCGGCGGGAGUGCGGCCGCGCGCGCCAGCCCCACGGUGGCCACGCAGACGGGCGCGUCCUCGACGUCCACGCGAGGCACCAGCCCCACGCGCGGCGCCGCGCCAGGGGCCCGCGGGAGCCCCCCACGGCCGCAGCCCCCACCGCCGCUGCUGGGCACCGUGUCGUCGCCUUCCUCGUCGCCCACCCACCUGUGGACAGGCGAGGUGAGCGCGGCCCCACCCGCUGCCCGCGUCCGGCACCGGAGGAGGUCCCCGGAGCAGAGCCGAAGCUCCCCGGAGAGGAGGAGCCCGAGCGCCCCUCUUUGCAAAGCAGGUGACAAAGCAAGACCGCCUUCCUCCAGCCCUUCUAGCAUCAUCCGCCGUACCUCCUCCCUGGAUACACUUGCUGCUCCGUACCUUGCAGGGCACUGGCCUCGUGAUGGUCAUGGGCAAGCUGCUCCUUGCAUGCGGGACAAGGCCACACAGACAGAGAGUGCAUGGGCUGAAGAGUACUCUGAAAAGAAGAAAGGGUCUCACAAGCGUUCAGCAUCGUGGGGCAGCACAGAUCAACUUAAGGAGAUUGCAAAAUUACGCCAGCAGUUGCAGAGAAGUAAACACAGCAGUCGGCAUCAUAGAGAUAAAGAAAGACAGUCUCCAUUCCAUGGCAACCAUGCAGCUAUUAACCAGUGUCAGGCUCCUGUUCCAAAGAGUGCACUUAUUCCAGUAAUUCCCAUCACCAAAUCAACAGGCUCCCGGUUCCGGAAUAGUGUGGAAGGAUUGAAUCAGGAGAUUGAAAUAAUAAUUAAAGAGACUGGGGAAAAGGAAGAACAACUUAUACCACAAGAUAUUCCAGACGGCCAUCGUGCACCUCCGCCCCUUGUGCAGAGAAGCAGCAGCACGCGCAGUAUCGACACGCAGACCCCCGGCGGGGCAGAGCGGGGGAGCAACAGCAGCAGCCGCUCCCAGUCUGUGUCCCCCACGUCCUUUCUCACUAUCUCCAAUGAGGGGAGCGAGGAGAGCCCUUGUUCGGCUGAUGACCUGCUUGUUGAUCCCAGGGAUAAAGAUAAUGGGAACAACUCUCCUUUGCCCAAAUAUGCAACCUCACCAAAACCUAACAACAGUUACAUGUUCAAAAGGGAACCUCCUGAGGGCUGUGAGAGGGUCAAAGUCUUUGAGGAAUGCUCGCCAAAACAACUUCACGAAAUCCCGGCCUUUUACUGCCCUGACAAAAACAAGGUGAAUUUCAUUCCUAAAAGCGGCUCUGCUUUCUGCCUCGUCAGCAUCCUUAAGCCACUCCUCCCCACACCAGAUCUUACCCUCAAGGGCUCUGGCCACAGUCUGACAGUCACCACUGGCAUGACAACCACUCUUCUGCAGCCUAUUGCUGUGGCCUCCCUGUCUACAAACACAGAGCAAGACCGAGUCUCUCGAGGAACGAGUACAGUCCCACCACCAGCCUCUCUCCUCCCACCACCAGAACCCAUUGAGGAAGCUGAAGGAUAGGCCCCAGUGCUGUGAGGCCUCUGUUCUGGGCAACUGAGAAUCUCCUCGAUCCCUUGGCAGUGAUGGCAUCGUGUGCUCCCAGUUGGCUGUGUUGUGCUCCAGCAUUUCCACGCUGACGUGUCACAGUGCGGCUUCUGGAAGAUAGCAGCCCCUCUGAUGGCUCUGCUCACUCCUGAAGGGCAGCCCUCAGUGCUUAGCCUGCUUUUUCUUAAAGCACCAGUUGAAAGAAGAAAAAGGUUUCAUUCUUUCCUUUUGGAGGGCUGAUAUCACAUUGUUUUUGCUUUCAAAUUAGACUUCUUUGAAAAAAACAAAAAACUGAUCCCUGCAAACAUGAUUCUUGAAGGGAUACGUGAAUGAUGCUGCAAGAACCAUCUUUUAUAUGAAAAUGACUAUUUUAUAAUACCAAUGUUACGUUUUCUGAAAACAUAGCAAACAGGAUGUUCAGACGAUUCUUUGGCCCCUGUUUCUUGUUUCCCUUUCUAGAUGUGUGCUUUUCUCAGCUGUUUUCAGCUUUGGGACCAAAGGGAUUGUUGACAUUUUCCUAGCAAUCUUAAUCUCAUGACUGUGUUCUUCUCCCAAACAAGAAUUGAUAGGUGUCGUUCUACCUUUAACCGUCACUGUAUCAUAGCCCCAAGAGAUCCUAAAAUGGCUGUGCAUGGAUUUCCUCCUUUGCUUUUGUGAUGUUGUUGUCUUGUGGAUUUGGUCAGGGUUAGUAGUUUGCCAGGAGUGUAAUCUGUUCAAUAGCAAUCCUAGUCACAGAAUCUUGCGACUGACGUUUCCUUUAUGGUGGUUGGCACUGAGAUACGUUGCCUGUAGGUUUUGCUAGUUUUCCCUCCAGCAUUCCACACGGUGGGGAAAACAGGCAAGGAGAGCUUUGGAGCAUAAAGAACAGGAACCUUUGAAGAAUCCACAUGGUUUUGGAUUUAGGCUCAUCCUAAUACAAUCACUGCCAGUAUCACAUGACAGUAGUAUUUCAUGUCUGGGUAUGUGGUAGUGAAAUUAAGGAGCAGCUCUUUUUAAAAAGUUAUAGCAAACAGUGUUGAUAGAAAGCAUCCUUCUAAGAUCUUCAUAAACUACCUUAUGAUGCAAUAAUUUAAUGUUCCUAUACAUAUUAUAUUAUAGGGAGAAAACAAAUACUUGUAAAAGGGAUAUAGUUUAGAAGGUUAAUAUGUCAGAUUGUCCAGAUAUAUCCCAUCAAAGAAAAGCUAGUGGUAGCAAUAAAUCUUCUGAAAGGACUUCUUAUACUCAUAUACCUUUAAAACAUCUAAGUAAUUAAAAAUUUUGCCCUGUUAAGUUGAAAACAGAGAUGUAUUUAGGCAAAUUAGAUAAACUCCAACGUUUAAAUAAGUCUGUCAGGUUUCAGUUGGUGCCAUCGAUGAAUUUUGGUACCCCUUCUGUCCAAAACUAAUUUUCCUGAAACUAGUACAUUGUGGCUUCUAAAUCAGGAAAAGCUAAGUUAUUCAAAGUCUAAAUGUUCUGGUCAGUAGGUUCUUUGAGAACCUUGAUUCUUUGCCUCUAACUAUUUACCAUUUCACCACAGAACUGCUCUGUUAGAAGUACAAAAGAAAGGUAAAGCUGAAAUCGGGUGAGUUGGUAUCGAUGGUAGGAAGUUAAAAAAUAAGGUUUCAAAAAAUCCAAAAUCAGUUUUUGGAUUACCUGAAUUUUGUUAAAUCUAUGUUCUUUUCCUUGCCUUACACUUACUUCCCUCUCCAUCUGUACGUGUCACAAGGGUGUUUUACAACUAGAAUGCCACUUUGUAAACAGUUUUUCUUCUUACUCUGUUGUGCAUGUUUAUCUAACUCACAUCUUUCUGUAGAGUUUCAUAUAUCCUUAAACUAAAGUAAUUUACAAUCAGAAUGGGAGAACAAGUUUAAGAUAGUAUUAUUUACAGUCUUAUAGGUGAAACUUUUAAUGUUUGGUUGUAAGGAGAAUGUGAAUUUGCAGGUAAAUGAAUUAUACGGCAACUAAACAGAGUCCUCAUGUUUGGGAGAAAUAGAGCCUGAGAUUUGAGGAGUGGGGGAAGGUACAAGGUAUAAAAAACUCUUAACUGCCAGUGCCAAAGGGCUAAUUUUUAAGUAUCUGAGCUUUAUGCAGUCUUGAAAAAAUACUGGCCAUAGUCUACUCGGCUUUUAUGUAACCUUGGUUCACAGGUGGUUGACUUUUUUUUUAAAUGGGUCUACUCUCAAUAGAAUGCAUAAUAUUGUUUUCUAAAAUUACAUUCCAUAACUAUCUUGUUAUUCUGUAGAAAACUGUACAGAAGGUAAAUAAAUUAGAAUAGCUUCAAUGGGAAUAUAAUUUAAAAAUUUUAAACAUUUAAAUAAAUUUACUUCCAUUGCGGUAAAAGAAAGAAAUAGGUGGCUUGUAUAUUUCAGCGAAAGAAAGCUAUUCUCUGGUUAUAAACUUUGUCAGUGUUAAGUUAUUUUUACCCUUAAACGGUAUUUUCCUUGCGGUGAUAACAUGAAUUUACGGUUUCUGAUCAUGACUAAGUCUGUAUUACUUGUCAUGGCUUUUGUGAGCAAUUAUGUUUUUAAAAUACCUGUUUUGCUUCUUUGAUUAAUAUGGUGAGCAUGGAUACCAAAAUUAUUUUUUAACUAGAGUCUUCAUUUUGUUUAAAAUAUUUCUUAUAUUUGUGACAAGCCAAAUCAGAGCUUUAGAAGGUGCUAUUGCUAACUGUGGAAUAACUGGCAACAAGGAAGCCUUUCUUUCUUUCUUUCUUUUUAAUGGUUGGCUUUUACUGGAAGAAGGUAUUUUAAAAAUAGCAGAAUUUAUAGCUUUCUGUAUGUCCAAGAUUAAGAGUGGGUUGUCAGAGUUUUCUUUUGUUAAAGGAAAUAAAGAAAAAUUGCCACUACUGAAUUUACUAUUCUAAAGAUUCAUUCCUUAAUGCUUAGAAUUUCAAUGUCUCAAGACCAGACCAGUGGACGUGCUGAAUUUAAGAAAGCUAAAACACUUAACUUCGCACUUUAAGGUUUAAGUUUUACUCUGCCUAAAUUAAUGAUAAGCAGAGCAGCCCUGAACAAUAUUUUGUUUAUACAAUCCUGUUGAAGAAUAUAAUUUAUGUUUUUUAAAAGUCUUUAUUUUUCAUCUCUGUUGAAGCUGUGUAAAUUUUUUAAAAUGCAGUUUUUAAAGUUUCGUUUUUCUAACAAAAUUCUCCCCAAAAACAGCGUUUCCAAUGGUGAUAAAUAUUGUUACUGUGUACUUAUGUAUUCCCUAUACCUGAACACUUGU